CUACUAUCACGUGCGGUGUGCUUCUCUGAUAGCAGACUUGCCAGUGCCAGGGUCGAUGUGGAAAUUGGCGCUUCAUUUGAGCUGAAGUUAGCCUCCCAAGACACAUUUUGCCAGUGUAAUACUGGUGUGUUCGAUUCCAGCUUAGACUUAUGCGACGUUCAACUCCUAGACAAGUCACUGGCACGAUCACGGUACCAAGGUCGAGCCUAUCAUUCUAAUAGUAGUACUGGGACGGUGACCCAGCCCCUGGCGUACCGAUGAUGCAUAGGGAGGCUAAGGAAGCACUCGGACGCAGAAGUCGAUGCAUUCAUAUUGAUGCAUGUUGUAUGAUCAUGUCCUGGCUCCUCCUGGCUCCAACCAAAUUUCCUUUGCAAGUUACAUGAAUACACACGGCUUAUCUUGGCGCAGAAUAAUUUUUAGCUUGGGUUUUAUAAUGCGCUACUACUAGUAAGCGCUCGCCCACCCUUCUUCGCCUCUCAUGGCAGCUUUCUCCAAACCGACAGAACAAGAUUGGCGUCCAUCCGUCCGUCUUGCGUAUGACCCACUCCCGAAUCGCCAGGAUGACUUUGGUUCCGUGACGUCUGACCCAAAGUCCACCCCUGGAACCGAUUUCUAUGACCGCAGCCUGACAAGUCGCAGAUAUGCCCUUGUUGGACUCGCAUGCUCGAGUGUUGUCGGCUGCUUUUGCAUCAUUUCAGCCAUUGUCAUUAUGGUUGGUUACGGCGCAGUCGACGGAGCGGCUCAAAAGACACUAAGCAGCAACCUGCACAAAGAUAUACUGGUCCUGAUGCUAAACUUAAUCGUCACAAUAUGCACCGAGUCCACAGGCUUCGUGCACAGCCUCUCAUUGCGCUCUGCACUAGCAUCAGAGUCCCGACUUCGUUUCAACUCUAAUCUGCGCCUCCUGACUGCAGCUCGCGGAUGGAGAAACCCAAACGGUUCACUACUUAACAGCGUCAUGGCUCUCCUCCUCGUUAUAUCCUACAGCUCGGCCUUACUCGUCAUAAUCACUCUCAACUACUACACUCACUGGUCGACAGGAGAGAUUACCGUCUCCAUCGCAGGGUUACCUCUCCUCCUUUUGGGUGUUGCACUUCUCCUUCAGGCGGUGAUCGCACUGUCAGGGAUGCGCACUGUCAAAAUAUUGACAUGGAGCUCCUCACCUUUCGACUUAACCGCCGCUCUGGUCCACCACACGCAAUUGACCUCGGUCCCUUUCCGGUGCAUGCGUGGCGUGUCCGACCUGAACGCAGAAGCAGGGCCAGUGAAACCGUCAGAGACACAGCCCUCCGCGUGGCAGGCUCACCCUAGCAUCCGGAAAGUCAUCAUUUCUCUCUGGGGGCUCGUUCUAGCAUGUGCUGGAUAUGCCAUGCUCAUCAUGUACAUAUCAAACAAGUAUAACGGCGGCAUGGAACCCACCCCUGCGCUAACCAUGGGAUCAUGGUCAUUCUUCCCCAGCGAACAGUCCAAUGCUGUCGUGUAUUACCUUCCAUUUUGGGGGCCGGCGUGGAUGAUUUUGUUUGUCAACCUGGCACUUGUCCAGGGAUCGAUAACACUCGGGCUGCAUUGCUCGGAACUCAUCGUGAAUGUCAUUCAAGAUGAAAGACGGUGGAGAUGUGCUACUGGAAGGAAAGGACUCAAAACGGCGACGAACCCACUGAAGUCGAUUUUCACUAAUCCGCUUAAUCUUGUACUUUUCAUCACAAAGCCUGCGCUCCACUGGAUAUUUGGGCUGUCAUUCACUCUGUUUGGCACCGCGGGUACAAAGACGCUGGAAACGGUCAGGAUAUUCAUGUUUACAGCCCAGAUCUGGAACUUAUGUAUAACACUGUUUAUAUUUGCCAGUUUCUUCACUCUCGUCGUAAUGUUUCGACCGCGCGGCCCCCAGCCGGCUGCAUAUGGCCACCUCCAGACGCUCGCCAACCUGGUGGACGAGUGGUCACCAGUGAUGUGGUGGGGUCACAAGGAAGACCAAUCCCCGUACUGCCAUGCUGGAACCAGUGAUCACCCGCUGCCGGCUGUCAAUAUGGACUGUGUUUAUGCUGGCCCCGGCGUCGGGUCUCGUCCUUCUGUCUCAUCGGAAAUAUUUGUAAACGGAGAAGCUACAACCAUGCUGGCAGUCGGGCCGGUGACACAUUAACGGUGCGGACAACCAGCUGCGCCGUCAAACGAGAUAGAUGUUUAUGCUGUUUGGCGCCUGCUGAUUCGGCUCGCAAUGUUCUUUUCUGGACAAAUCUUCUGACUGAGAGUUCUUCGUCGCACGUUGUAACGGAAAUUCGGACACUCAAGCGUAUUUGAGAAAUUAUGGUCCAGAUGACUUGAAACCCCUGGAACCAAAAUACUCAGUAAAUUCUUUUCCCC
Suillus clintonianus is the source of this 2361-nucleotide messenger RNA. RefSeq lists its product as uncharacterized. The coding region runs from base 479 to 2140 and encodes 553 amino acids. The transcript is spliced from 4 exons. NCBI's taxonomy places the organism in Eukaryota, Fungi, Basidiomycota, Agaricomycetes, Boletales, Suillaceae. The record is from RefSeq and is a predicted model, not a curated record.